This is a messenger RNA of Entamoeba invadens IP1, 261 nucleotides long. RefSeq lists its product as hypothetical. The coding region runs from base 1 to 261 and encodes 86 amino acids. The record is from RefSeq and is a predicted model, not a curated record. The transcript is spliced from 2 exons. Lineage: Eukaryota; Evosea; Mastigamoebida; Endamoebidae.
AUGGCGGAAAAGUCUGUUUUGGAAAGAAUAAAUACAGUGUUCGAAUUUACAAGAAUGAUGAUUAUUGCAGAGAAUAUGUCAUCAGAGAUAAAGGAAAUUGUUGCGAAUAAUACUUUCAAAAUAUUUGAACUUGGUGGAGAUUUGGUAAAAGAGAUCAAGUUGUUUGAAGAAAAAGGAGACUUGUUACUGAUAGUCCAACAGAAGAUCAAUGAACCAACAGAUAGAAAGUUUGCGGCUGCUAUAGUCAAGUUCUUGAUGUGA